CCCUGACUGGUAGCAGCCAGAUAGCGGAAAACAACUAGAGAUGAUGCUGGAGAGCUCGGAAUCUUUGAACAGAUCCAGAGAGUGAAUAAAUGCGUUUUUCCAUAAGGAUAUCGCCUUGAGCAUUUGUGGUUCGCUUUUCGAGACUGACGUUUUAUCAAAAUGAUGGAGGAAAUUGACAGAUUUCAAGUGCCACCAGUGAAUCCAGAGAUGAAGCUGCUGGACCCUGCAGAAACGUCCACCAUCGAGACUGAAGCAGCUCCGAGAGAACCAGAGUCGGUCGCGAUCAACUACAAGCCUUCCCCGCUACAAGUCAAGAUAGAGAAACAGCGAGAGCUUGCGAGGAAGGGCUCAGUGAAGAAUGGAACUGUGGGUAGUCCAGUCAAUCAGCAACCCAAGAAAAAUAAUGUCAUGGCCAGAACAAGGUUGGUUGUCCCUAAUAAAGGCUAUUCAUCUUUAGACCAGAGUCCAGAUGAGAAGCCGCUUGUAGCACUGGACACUGACAGUGAUGAUGACUUUGAUAUGUCCAGAUACUCAUCAUCUGGAUAUUCUUCAGCCGAGCAAAUAAACCAAGACUUAAACAUCCAGCUUCUGAAGGAUGGCUACCGGUUGGACGAAAUCCCUGAUGAUGAAGACCUUGACCUCAUUCCCCCCAAAUCUGUAAACCCCACCUGCAUGUGCUGCCAAGCUACUUCCUCCACAGCCUGUCAAAUUCAGUAACCAAACUCUCCUCCUGUCCCGACCUAAGAGUCCAGCUUGAACCCUUCGCAUAGAUUAACUACUAAAGAACUUCAGAACAGUAGAGUGAGUGUAUUAUAAUUAAUAUCAAUUAGGGGAAAAAAAUAAUAACGAACGGGAAGUAUAUGUUACAGUUAAUGGUUCCUCCUAUGGUAGGACGCAAGUCUUUAUAUCUCCACCAGAGGGCGCUAGAUUUAGGUGUGUAUAGAUGUAAGAAGCAUUGAAUUGUAUAUAAAUGCAUGGUGCAACAUCAGAAGAAAACAGCUGCUCGAGUAUUUUAAAAACAGAACAAAAAAAUGAACAUUUCACACUACAGGUUCCUCAGUAUCCUUGUUUUUUGGUUUGAAGUAAGAAAAAGACCCUUAAAUCGUUAAAAUUGUUAACCUUUUUAUGUUUUAUUUUUAUUUAAAGUCAUUUUUAAACAUGAUUACGAAACAAAAUCCACAUUUUGUUUAAAUGCUUUAAUUUAGGUUUAAAUUACGAGUUGCACUUACAAUAUGAUAUCUCUUCGAUUAAUAAAAUGGUGAAAACUGAUCGAAAGGGACAUAUAAAUUUAUACUUUUUUUAUUUAUCAUGAAAAUAGCAUUACUCUUGGUAUUUUAACGUGACAUUAGGAAAUCUUUUCCUUCCAAUUAUAUUCCGGAUGGUAAAAUAAUAUUUAACAACAUCCGUAAUAUCGGUGCAGAAAGACUCAUUUUUGAGUUUCGAUUUAAGUUUCCUUUUAAAAUUGGAUGGAUGAACUGUGAAGAGAAUAAUGAGACCCUGUUGAAUCCCUUUUGGUUUUUAACACUUCACUGAUUGUUUACAGUUUCAUCAAAAUUACUUUAGUAAUUCACACAAAGCAUCGUGGGAUGUAGGAAAAAGGUGAUUCUGUUUAGCUCAUCUGGGCUAAAAAAAUCCAUUUUUGAUUGUUUAUGAUGAUAUUAGGACAGAUGUGCUUGUUUUCUAAUGAAAGGGAGUGUAGAGGCAAAUUUUUCACAUUAUUUAACUCUCGAAUGUAUAUUUUAAAUAUAUUACCAGUAGCUUUGUAGCGAACACUAACGAAGGGAAUGCUUUAAAAGUGCUGUUUUAACAGGGGAUAGUUCACCCAAAAAUUAACAUCGUGUAGUUAUCUUUCACCAUUUCAAACCUAUUUCCUUCUACCGAACACAAAAGAAGCACUUGAGGGUAAGUAAAUGAUAUACAUUUUCAUUUUAGGGUGAACUGUUCCCUGAAAAGUUCCUAAUUUAGCUUUAAAUGGUUUGCUUUAAUAGGUUUUUUAUUUAUUCAAUGUCAAAAACACUUUAAUUUUUGCAUAACGGCCAUUACAACUUUUCUUACAGUGUCUGAAAUGGUUGGUUCUUAUAUCUCUAAACCCCUCCUCUCAUCUCUUAUUGGUCAAAUGAGUCAGAGUGAUUGGUCUACUGUUUACGUCCAGUGUUAAAAAUGACCAUAUCUGAAUAUCCGCUCCGGAGGCUUCCUCAGCUGUUGGAAACACAGAACUAUAAUGAAGUCAGUUCCACCAUAUCACUUUAAGCCCUCGUCCUCAUCCAUGCAGAGUAGAUUUGCUUUCAAGGCACAGUAAACAGAACUGACAACUCAACACCAAACUACUCCAGGUCUCAGCUACAAAUACAGUAUUUGAGUUAAAAGUCGAGAUUGGUUGCAGGCAGCCAGUGAAAAUGAUAAGCUGGCAUUAUGGACAUUUUUAUGUAGGUUUGUACAGAAAGUUAUGCAGUUCAGACUUGUUGGUUCUUUUGACAGACAAUAACUUCAUAUAUCAUGCACUUUGUUUACCUUCACAAAUUAUUACAUUAAACACUGAAAAAGCAUAUUAUGGCAACACAGGCUCAUUGAAAAUACGUGCUUUGGCCUACAUUUUUUGUAAAACUAGGUAAAAUCAAUUUAAAACGUUUGUUCCAUUUCACACUUAUCAUAAUUACAGGCACAUAACAUCGAUAAAUAUAGGAUUAUUUAAAUACAACAAAAAAAUACCACAAAACAACUUAACAGUGUCUAAUGAUUUGCAGUCGAAUAUGUUUCUUCGGUAGCUCACGUUGUACAAUGUGCUUGUGAUGCAAAGCAUUUAGGUUUGCAUUCUGUAAAACAGUUCCACAAUAGAGAUGAAAGCAAUGUAAAAUCAAGGUAAAACGACUUGGUCGCAGUGCAAUUUUUUCUUAUGUUUGCUUCGGAAAACACUAUUGGUUGGGUCAGUGAGAUGCUAGUCUAGUGAUCUGUACAAGCCCUGCUUUCUUGUGGACGUGUACAAGAAUUAUUUGUAUCUGAAACGUACAGUAAAGCAUACUCUAAGUAGCGUAUUUCAUUCAUUCAUUCAUUCAUUCAUUCAUUCAUUCAUUCAUGUUCCUUCGGCUUAGUCCCUUAUUUAUUAGGGGUCGCCACAGCGUAAUGAACCACAAAGUAUUCCAGCAUAUGCAGUGGAUGCCUAUACAGCCGCAACAAUGUAAACAUCCAUACACUCUAACAUUCACACUUGUUACACAGCCAAUUUUGUUUACCCAAUUCACCUAUAGCCCAUGUCAUUGGACUGUGGGGGAAACCGGAGCACCCGGAGGAAACCAACGUGAACAUGGGGAAAACAUGCAAACUCCACACAGAAAUGCCAACUUGCCCAGCCUAACUCAAACCAGCGAUCUUCUCGCUGUGAGUCGACAGUGCUAAUCAAAGAGCUAAUGUGCCGCCCCUAAAAUAAUUUCGAUUUGCAAAAAUGUAGAUGGCGCCCGCUAAUUGAUUUGCCGUCUUAAACGUGCAAUGAAACGUACCCAGAGCAAUGGGUUUUAAAUUUAGCAAAAAUGAAGGCUGAGGUACACAUUUCCAAUGAGUCUAGGUUGAAAUAUGGGCACUUUUUAUUUAAGAUAUCCGUACUGAGGGCACUGGUCUGCUAUGAUACUGACAGGAUGUAAUUGUAAAUUCAGACUUUAUUUGAAUGUUGCUGCACACAAAGCCAACACAGUUCAACUGCACUAAGGGAAUUGAAAUCAGUUUAGGAGAAUACGCUACACUUAAAAAAAUUAAAUAAAAAACUCUGCUUGUUCAAACGACUUAUUUAAAAUGAGCUUAAAAUGACACAAUUCUUGAGAUUUGACUGGGACAACUUAAUUGUUUCAUGUUGAAUCCACUAAAAUUUGUUAAGUUAGUUUAACCGAUUUUGUGUUGGGACAACAUGAAUGAAUUGUGUGGAACCUUACAGUGUACACUGUUAAAAUUCCUUCAUAAGUAGCUGAAAUAAUUUUUUAAGUGUAGAAAUGUAACUCUACACAGUACAUUCAGGAUUAUUCGGUACGGUCUUCUUCACAUUUAAUCAUUGAGAGUUGUUUUGAGAAAGUUGCAAUGUGUGGGCAGAAGAAGGAAGCUUCCUUUGAUUUACUUGAAUAUGAUAGCAGCUAGAGCUCGAGUCGCUCCAAAAUUCAGAGUUUUUUUAAAUGCAUCGGUAGUCUCACCUGAAUCGAAACUCGAAUUAAAACAGCUAGGUAACACUCUAGGCUAGUUUUUUAACCAUACACCAAACAAUUGCAAAGAAGAGCACUUGUGCUUUCUGCGAGCCAUCUAAGUUACGAUUUAUGGCACAGCUUACUAUCAACACUCCUGUAAAUUGCUUAAACUUUCCUAACUUUAUUAAUGAUUAUUUUAGCUUCAUUGUGUAUUUGACGAGAAUUGGAGGCAAGCAGAGUACGGCUGUUUGUAAAGCAUAGAGCGCCAUCUGCUGUUAAAGACUAAGCUCAGAAUCAAUUCAAGGAAAAACAGUGACGUAUUUUACAAAUCUUAGAAUCGAUACAGGAUUGAUUUCUCUAUUUUUCACCACAGCUCUAAUAGCAGCUACCGGACAUCAUUAACUGGAUAACAAGCUAUAGAUUGUAAUCAUCCAAUUUGUGCCAAAAUGCAUAAAGUGCGGUGUAAAAACUCUAUGGCCAGCACUGUAAUGAUGCCAGAAAUCAGUUUUACUCUUAGUACUUUCAUCUUUUUAGUGCAGUAGCAUUUUGUGAGAUGUUAAAGAACGGGAUCGUCUGUGUUUGCUGUAUUGCUUCAGUUUGAUGCCUUCUUUCUAAACGAAAAUCUAAAUUCAUCUUGGCUCUUUGAGUCAAUGGCCAAUAUCACAUCUGUUAAUCAUCCUUGAACCCAUUUAAAGAUUGUACCGUUUGUUCUUCUGUUUGUCAAAUGUUGUUUUUGUGUAACUUUAAGAGCACCUUAUCGUCUUCAAUGUACCUUGCAACCAUUGUCAGCCAUUAUUAAAUGCAUCAAUCGCCAACCAAGCAGGUUUUAUUAAUACCAUGCAGUAAAUGAGGAGAAUGUCUAAAGGCAGAUAUAGUACAAUAUAGUAGUAUAAUAAUCUAAUAUUUCACGUUUUGUACACUACAUUACAUACAUUUAUGGUUUUUUUAUUCAGCAUUAUGAUGAAUAAACCUGAGGGAAUACUUUUAGAAUGUUACAAAUGAUUUUAUUAUUAUUAUUUUUUAAAUGCUUGUUGUAUUUGAAGUGUCUAAUCCUGCCAGACUUGAGUAUGUAGUGAAGAAAAACAGUAAGCAUUUUCAAGAAGGUGAAAUGUUUCUGCUAAUCAAAAAUUCUGAAAACUGUCCACAAAUAUUUGAAAUAAAGAGUCUUGGGGGCUACCAUAACAUAGGACUGGAUAAUAUAAUGUAUGAAAUUUGGCAGACAGAUAGAGAACAGUCUGAACAUUAAACACAGCAAUUUUAGAGUCUCUAACUCAAUCCCUCUCGUGCCAUCAUCUGCCCAAAUUAGCAGUCAUGUUUGUGCUCAUAACUAUAGAACCGUUUUUUCCUUCAAUUCUUUGAUUCAGUUUGGUUCAAUUGGACUCUUUUAUCAAAAUUUCCAUUAUGAAAGUGACAGAAAUUUUAACUUGGCUACCGUGUGAGACAUUUAAAUAACCUUAAAUGUCUAAACUGUUAUAAUAUUUCACAAUAUUACCGUUUUUAAUUAAACAACACAAUAUACGAAACUAGAUCAUUUUAAAUACUAGCGUUUUUAUGCAUUUUUUGAUCCAGUAAAAUCAGCCUUGGUUACCAUACGAGACAUUUAAAUAACCUUAAAUGUCUAAUAUUCCACAAUAUUACCAUUUUUCUUUAUACAACACAAUAUAAAAUACUAGAUCAUUUUAAAUACUAGUAUUUUUACGUAUUUUUGGAUCCAAUGAAAUCAGCCUUGGUUACCAUGUGAGACAUUUAAAUAACCUUAAAUGUCUAAACUGUAAUAAUAAUUCACAAUAUUACCGUUUUUAUUUAUAUAACACAAUAUACAAAACUAGAUCAUUUAAAUAGUAGCAUUUUCACGUAUUUUCGAUUCAAUAAAAUCAGCCUUGGUUACCAUAUGCGACGUUUAAAAACAUUUGAAAAAAUCUUGCCCCAAAUUUUUGGAACAAAUGUGUGGAAUCAAAUUCAGGCUUUUAAAAUAUUCAAUAUUGUUGAUCAGCAUAUCCAACACAAUCUCGCGGCAAUUCGUAACUUUUAGUGGCUAUCUCGUAUAAAACUGUACAAUCUCAUUCAUACAGUUUAGUACGAUUUGCUUAUCCCUCAAUGACGGUUGGGUUUAGUGGUGGGGUUGGGUGCCACAUCCCCUUUUUAAAAUCAUACAUUUUCAAAUGACUGAACUCGUACAAAUUAGCACGAGUUAGCCACUAAACGAACAAAGCAUAAAAUAGUUAUGUUUUAAUCGUGAGAUCAGGCUGGCAUAUCACUUAUACGUUAGAUUUUUACUCUUUAUUCGUAGAUGCAAAACACAACGCAUAUCUCCAAAAUCUUGCUGUAUUGCUAUAUUAAUGUGCAGGCAAAUGUUUCAUACUAUGCUGCCAUGUCAAGGUGCAUUCAUUUUACUUUGUGUACGUUAUAUAAGCUAGCGGUACGAGCGUUACGAAGGUUACCGAUGCCAUUGUUCAUUUUAUUUGAGGGAAAAUAAUUGCCAUUAUGGCCAUGUUUCAGUCGUUUAGCCCUUAGCGCAGCAAUAUAACCUACAAAAUGCCUGUUCUGUGAGCUCACCAUAGAUAUAAAAAUGGGAAAAAGCCCCUUGUCUGCCAUUUUUAAGCUCUCAUGGUACAUAUAUAUUGACGUGCCAUAAGACUGAUAUGAUGAAGUGAUGAAUGCAGAUGCCUGUAAUCCCUUUGUGUCUCUGCUUUGGUUCAACACUCCCUGUUACUACACUGAAGUAGAGUAUGCCUUAAGUCAAGCUAUACAGUGGGUCAUGUUAUUUAUUGCCAGUGGUAUGUUUUUAAUUUAUUGAUACACAUGACUUUUUCAACUAUUUUUGGUACAUUUUCUUUCCUGAAUUCUCUCCCCUUCUGUUGCUGAGUAUGAUUGUAAAGCGUGAACAGUUUCCAUACCAGUAUUUAACAAUGUUUGUUGUUCCGUGUAGUGAAUCAUAUCAGUAAAUACAUCUGAAAUAUACAAUUGGA
Danio aesculapii is the source of this 7132-nucleotide messenger RNA. It is a transcript of the gene fam219aa, whose product is annotated as family with sequence similarity 219 member Aa. The transcript is spliced from 6 exons. The coding region runs from base 160 to 717 and encodes 185 amino acids. NCBI's taxonomy places the organism in Eukaryota, Metazoa, Chordata, Actinopteri, Cypriniformes, Danionidae. The record is from RefSeq and is a predicted model, not a curated record.